AUGGGCUAUGUACCAGCUGCUCCAGAGGAGAGCACGCGCCAAUGGACCUUUAUGGGACUCGAAUGGAUUAUUAGAGAUAUUCGGAAGCUGCGAGAUUACAUCGAAGGUCCAGAGAACACAGAAUCAUCUGAGAACCUCAAUGCUGAGGAUCACGCCGUCGCGGAACACGGCGAUUUCGAGGUUUUGAAAGAGUCGCCUGUAAUGGGCGACAACAAGUUCAAAUUAGAGAUAGCGCGUUCUCAUGCUCCUUCUGAUGUGGACAGCAAGACUUUGUCGCUCUAUAUCACUUCUCUUGCACUAGACUUUGCUCAUCCAGACUAUGAGCUGCCCACUUCGAUGAUGACUGCGAUCAAGUGCCAGGACGACCGAGUGGGCGAGCGUGGCGCACGCCCGGAGUGGGUAUGGGAGUUUUGGCAGAAUGACUGGGUGUUCCGGCAAGAAAGCGAGGUUUGGGCCUGCAGCUUGCCUUCACUCUCUUUUUUGUUGGAAAAUUCACGAAUUCGAGAGACGGAUUCGUUCGUGAUCUGUGUGCAGAUUCAUUGUCCAAUAGGACCCUUAUUUCCGUCGCAUCCAUCCGCGUAUUAUGUGCCGCGAGACCUACUUGAUGGCUUGGAAGCCUCAUUAGAUAAUCCCAACACUGGAGACGUUCGUUUCGUGUGUCUUGAGAAACUAUGCAAUGACAUCAACACAUCCCCAACCUUGAAUACGCCAGAAGUGACUUCACCUGUAACCCACCGAUCACCCUCCUCAACAUCCUCUCAUUCCCUGUUUUCGGCCCAAACGACAGCGCGUAAACGCAUCAUCUACGCCCAUUCAGACAUCCUAACGCGCCGCUCCGACUAUUUCGCCACCAUGCUGGCUUCUUCAUUCGCAGAGAAUCAAGGAGUAAUAUCAGGUGGACGAAAACUUCUUACUAUCGUGGUCGAGGAGGCUGAUUUUGAAACUGUUUAUUGGCUACUUAAGUUCUGCUAUGCAAACUGGCUUCUUUUCAAAGAGCGCGACGAUCCACGGGCAGCUGUAGAAGGCAUAGGGGCGGGAUUGAGUGCGAAAUGGCUGCAUGCACAUGGCGGAGAAUGGGACUGGAAGACUUUCCCCAAGUCUGGUCAUGGAGAUGAUGUUUCCGUUGAUGCUAGGAGUGCCACCAGUGGUGACAGCGCCACCGAGCAAAGCCGAUCUCCCACUAGCGGACCAACGGGCCUUCAGCCUGGACAAAUGAGAACAACGCCAAGUCCGCGUUCAGCUCCCUCAGCGUCAACAUCAAAAACUUCAACAAGCGCCACUUCACGCAUGUCAUCCACGGCGGCAAACAUGACUACCACGACCGCACCACGACGGGCCUCAGCCAUUCCGGUAAAUAUGUCAGGGACUUCAUCUAGUCGGUCUAAACAGACACCGGUUCCUCUCACUGUUCCCCCUAACUACUCUUCGAGUGGUCAUUAUCCAAUUUCUCCACAGUCACAAAGGCCGCGACAGACGAGUACGACGCCAGAUCCUCAUGUGCAUCCGACUCCUCCACCUCCGCCAGCGUCGGCUUUGUCCAUGUAUCAGGUGGCCCAUCGGUAUAGUAUGCCGACGUUGGCGAAUCUUGCUUUGGAGCAUAUGAUGGCUACUCUGACGCCGCAGUCGAGUUUUGCUUUGCUAUUAGCGACCUCAUCUUGGGAUGAAUUACGGUCCCUAGUUGAGGAUUACGUUGUUGACAAAUGGGACGAAGUUUCCGUUUCCGAAGAGUUUGAGCAAUGCUGUCAGGAGGUUGCAGCUGGAGAAUGGGGAUCGGAAGGAGGCAAGACCAUGACAGCUUUAUUCCGACGUCUUCGAUCCCCCAGCGUGAUAGGAUAUGUACGCGCCUGA
Messenger RNA from Guyanagaster necrorhizus, 1848 nucleotides. RefSeq lists its product as uncharacterized. NCBI's taxonomy places the organism in Eukaryota, Fungi, Basidiomycota, Agaricomycetes, Agaricales, Physalacriaceae. The record is from RefSeq and is a predicted model, not a curated record. Bases 1 to 1848 code for a protein of 615 amino acids. Gene Ontology annotation, molecular function: protein binding. The transcript is spliced from 8 exons.